Messenger RNA from Phytophthora nicotianae INRA-310, 2147 nucleotides. Its product is annotated as CAMK/CAMK1 protein kinase. The record is from RefSeq and is a predicted model, not a curated record. NCBI's taxonomy places the organism in Eukaryota, Oomycota, Peronosporomycetes, Peronosporales, Peronosporaceae. Gene Ontology annotation, molecular function: protein kinase activity; ATP binding. Gene Ontology annotation, biological process: protein phosphorylation. The transcript has a single exon. Bases 155 to 1267 code for a protein of 370 amino acids.
GCAUAACCUACGGAAAUUGUCAAUUUCUUUUUUUCCUCCCACUUAGUAAAUCGGACUACAUGUCACCGUAAAUAUGGGUCCUGAGUUCAUCUGAUUUAUUUCGCAGAGUAUCGGGGAGCUCUGUACCAUUAGCCGCCACUACCCGUCGCACUCCAUGCGCUGCUUCUCGUGCUUCUACAGGUGCUUCGGACGCGACGAAUCGCUGUCCACGCCCAAGGGCGAUGCGCCCACCACCGUCACAGCCACCACCGUGGUGGAAGAAACGUCCGUCGCUGCUUCACCGCAAGGCAAAGGGAAAGUGACGGACUCGUACACCUUGGGCAAAGUCAUCGGCUCUGGGUCAUACUCGGUCGUGCGCGAGAGUGUCCACAAGAAGAGCAAGCACAAGUUCGCCAUCAAGUGCAUUAAGCGCUCGGAGCUCUCGACCGAGGACGACGAAGCCAUUCAAUUCGAGGUUUCCAUCCUCCAACAGAUGAAGCACCCGCACAUUAUGACUCUUGAGGAGUUUUUCGUCGAGCCCGACUACUACUACCUCGUCACGGAGUUCGUGGGAGGUGGCGAACUCUUCGACCGCAUCGUGGAGAAAACGUUUUACACGGAAAAAGAGGCGCGCGACCUCGUCAAGAUCCUCAUCGACGCCAUCAAGUACUGCCACGACCAGAACGUCGUGCACCGAGACCUCAAACCCGAGAACCUACUGCUCAUGUCAGCAGACGACGACGCCAGUAUUAAGCUGGCGGACUUUGGCUUUGCCAAGACAGUGACCAAAGACGAUUCCGGGCUCGUGACCACGUGUGGCACACCUGGAUACGUGGCUCCCGAGAUCUUGGAAGGCGCGUCGUACGGCAAGCCCGUUGAUAUCUGGAGUAUCGGCGUCAUCACGUACAUUUUGCUCUGUGGUUACCCUCCUUUCCACGACGACUCGCAGCCUGUUCUGUUCAAGAAGAUCCGGAAGGGUAAAUACUACUUCGACUCGCCGUAUUGGGACAAUGUAUCCACUGACGCCAAGGAGUUUAUCUCCAAGAUGUUGGUGGUUAACCCCAAAGAUCGCGCCUCGGCUGGAGAAUUGCUGGAGCACAAGUGGAUCACCGGAACGGACGUGGCCACUGUGCCACUGACCAGCGCACUGACCGAACUGAGACGCUUCCAUGCGCGCAAGAAGUUCAAAGCGGCCGUGCAUUCCGUGCAGGCCACGAUCAGCAUGAACAAGGCAAUGUCGGGCCUGGGUACGUCCGCCAGGUACAGCAACUCGGCAGUGUCUCUCUAGAUCGUAGCAUUGAUGACUUCUUGACGUACAUUUUACGCUUAAGUUGCUGCAAGUUGCACACAAAUUUAUUCGCGUCAGUUUGGAUUUGCCUCAACUCGUUUUCGCUUUGUUGCCAGUGAGAUGCAGAGCGUCCAGCAGAUUUUCCCUGAACGAGCCGAGUUUGUACGGGUUAAAGUUGACGUCUUCCACUGAGAAACUCUCUUCGGUGUUCAUGAUGGAGUCGGGAGAGAAAAGACCGCCCCAAGACGCAUCUAACGUUUUUUUCUGCUCGCGACGUGGCACCGUUAACUUCGGGCGCUUGCGGAAGUUCAGGCGCUUGAAGAGGAAACGGAACAUCCGGCGUCCGGACGUCUCUCCGUCGAGUUCUGCUUCUUCACGCAGGUCUUCACGCUUGAAUGAUUCGUUCGCUGUUUCGUUCUGUGCGAUGCGUUUUAGUUGCAUUAAGAUGAAAACCCAGAGGAUGAUACUGAUCAGGAGACACAUAGCGGUGACGAAGCCCAGGGCUUGGUUAUUCUGUAGAUUCGUGAAGGUUAGAUCUAUUCCUUUGUGCAGGUCGCAACGAAGAGCAUACACGUACUGCAAUGAAUGACUGCAUGAUUUUAGCAGUCUCCGCUCUGCCGACCUGUUCCAUUGUUACACCGCGAGCAUGAAAGAGAUCAUCGGUCUGUGGUGUAGUCAUCAUAAAGUGGCAUUAGUAUUCCGGAUCAUUUCGAUAAUAAUAGCCGAAAGUACCUGGGUGAAGAACACACUGGUUGAGACGAAGAAGCCCUCAAGACAAACAGCUAGCUGGACCUAGGAUGAAACAGUGGAAGCAAGUAUUGAGUACGAGAUUGUAUUGUAUCUGAAUCAUUGCGAACUUACCAGCAAAUACGUCAGGAAG